AUGGUAGAGGCUCCACCAGCUCCUUCUUCGGAUAGCCUUCAUAUCAUUGAACAACAAAUUGAAAACCAUGAAGACAUGCCUUCCAAUGCUUCGAUAGUACCAGCUUCAUCCGCUGAUCAAGGCUUUACUGAACUACGAAAUGAUGGAAACGACUCGGGAAAUACCUCUUCCCUGCCCUCGACGAACCAAGAUCUUUUACUUAAUUCUACAAUAAAAUAUGACUUGGAUGAAGACUACGAUGAGUUAUUCGAUUUAGAGAACCAAAACUCGGAUGACGACGACGACCUAGUUGAUGAGGAAGAAGCGUUGGCUCUGUAUGAAGCAGAACUAAGCUCGUCUCCCUCUAUUAAUGAAGAAGAAAUUGACAUCAACUAUGUUUAUGCUAUUCGCCGUUUUGACGCUACCGUGGAGGGGCAAGUUACUGCGGAAAAAGGCGAGAUGAUGAUACUUUUGGAUGAUUCCAAUAGUUAUUGGUGGCUUGUUAAAAUUUGUAACAACUCUACUAUUGGAUAUUUACCUGCGGAAUAUAUUGAAACACCUAGUGAGCGUUUAGCACGCUUGAACAAGUACAAGAAUUCCGAUACUUCAAGUUCUGGAAAUGCUCUUCCAGCUCCGUCCCUUGCUCCAUCUUUUAGCAAAAAUGACGAAUUAGUUCGAGUUCGCAUGAAGCGAGUUGCUUUUAAUUGUCCUAUAAACCCCGGUACUGAUCCUGAUAUGGAUGAUGCCUCAUUUUCAGAGAAUGACUACGAGGCCAUGGUAAAUCGUGCAGUAGCCGAAAAUGGACUGGAAAUUGAAUUUUCCACCAGUAACGAUACUUCCUCAGAUGAUGAAUCAAUUAAUCUAGACGAUGCUAUUGAUGAUGAUGAUGAUGAUGACGACAAGGAUGAUGAUAAUCGAACCAACACUUCUCUUACUGAACAACAACACGCUACCACUCGUUCCUCCACUUUGCCUACCGAUUCCGCGAACUUUAAUUCAAGUAGGGACUUUCAAAACGUAGUUUCCUCCGAUUCCAAGUAUCAUAACGAUGCUGACGAGAGCGAAACAAGACUUCAGGAAGACGGCGAGCAAUUGUAUCGUAACCAUGGUAUGAUUGCUCCGACUCCAAGAUUUUCUAGUAAAGCCCCAUCCCCCUUAAAACGAGCAUUGUCUACCGGUGCCUUAAAACUAAAUUCAUCUGCAUCUCCAGAUCCCGAUCGUCCUCUUUCAUGCCCCGCUCCAGCCUCAAGUGCUGAAACUCACUCACAGCGGUUGGAAGCUACUAAUUUGCGAGACCGUCUAUCUGAAAGCCCUGAUUCUUUUGCUAAUUUUGGGGCUGAGUCCACCGAUAAGAAGGAGCAGCCAAGUUCAAAUCAAAUGCACUCUAGCGAACCACGUAUACCCUCGUCAUUGAUUUCUGAGGGUAAACAGUUUAUACCUAAACCCAUCCGACAUUCUGUUUCUGUCGACUUGGCUAGAGGGAAAGAAACUGAGUUGCAACCUCAUAAUGUUUCUUCUUCGGCGCCCUCGUCUCCGACAUUUCAGGAUGCGGAAGGUAAUUCCAAUAUGAGUCAAAAAAGCCUUGUUGACGACCGAAAUCAACUUUAUAGAAGUUCAAAUGCCCCCCCAAUUACAAUAAAUGAUAGUCAUGCUGAAGAGUCACCGGAGAGGAUUACUUCGCCCUUCAGAGUUAAACGCAAAGCUUUACCAGAAGAAAAUUCUAGUCUGGCUGCCUUUAAUAACGAGGAUAAUAAUCAUGACGAAUCAAAAGAUUAUACUGCAUCUGGCGAGGAUUCUAUGUUUAGCUUGUAUCAAUCGUCUGUUGCCUCGGAAUCUGACAAAAAUGACCAGAGUCUUACUCCAGAUUUAGUUAGUGGAAGUGGUGAGCCUAGUACGCCAGGAUCUCAUGAUUUCGAUAUGUAUCAAGAUAAAGUUUUGAAUACAGAAUCUUCGGAGAGCCCUUCUUCCUACGUUUCUCCUCCUACAUCAAUUCCAGAAGAUGUCCUUACAAAACAAGAAUCCAUUCCAGCCGAAGUACCCACCCAAAAAUCAUUGUCUCACUGUCAUACCGAUUUUAAUCAGAGGCUUAAAAAUUUUAUAACCGAUCCGGAUUCUGUUAGCGAUUUAUAUUGGACCGUUAAGUCAGCUGGUGUACGAGCAUCUCCAAAAUCGUCAUACCCUAAUGAAGAUAAUGUUCGCUCACAGUUAGAAGAGUCGUAUGCUAAUAUUUUAAGGAACUUGUCUGACGAGUUGGCUUCGGGUAUGAAAUCCAGCGGCUAA
Molecule: messenger RNA, 2259 nt
Organism: Schizosaccharomyces osmophilus
Lineage: Eukaryota; Fungi; Ascomycota; Schizosaccharomycetes; Schizosaccharomycetales; Schizosaccharomycetaceae
Gene: tea4
Product: tip elongation aberrant protein Tea4
Exons: 1
Coding region: 1-2259 (752 amino acids)
Biological process (GO): establishment or maintenance of actin cytoskeleton polarity
Cellular component (GO): cell tip; microtubule cytoskeleton
Molecular function (GO): protein binding
Source: RefSeq, a predicted model, not a curated record